AUUACGUUCAAAAAUGUCUCCACGUACGGAAAAGUUGGAUGAUUGUUACUGUGUGCAAUGGCGUAUUUUCUUUUUAAUAGUGUGCUCCUUUUUGAUAUCUUAUUACCAUAUGUAUACUAAACGCAAACAAUUCAAAAAUAUCACAUCGAAAAUACCAACCGUCAUGGGAUUACCAUUUAUUGGAAUAGCAUAUAAAUUGGUACCUAUCAAAAGAUUUAUGUACAAAAUUAGUUCCUAUUUCGAAGAGUUCAAUACGUCAACAUAUUGUGCGUGGCUUGGUACAUAUCCAGUAAUUAUUACCAUAGACCCAGAUAUAAUCAAAACUGUUACAUCAUCAACGGAGUUUCUUAACAAAGCCGAAAUAUUAUAUACUUCCAUUGAUAACGCUAUACCCAAAGGAAUAGUUACAAGCGAAGUUAAAACGUGGAAGCAUAAUCGCAAAUUAAUUAAUGGCUAUUUCAAUCAUAAGUUGCUGAUGAGUCUAAUUCCACUUUUUAAUCGAGGUGCAAAUACUGGUGUUCAACGUUUGUGUGAACUUUCGAAUGGCGGCGAACAUAAACUAUUUGAUCUCAUUAAACGAGUCACACUGGAAAUAGCAAUAGAAGCGACAAUGGGCAUUGAUAUGAGAAAAGGUGCCAGUGAAUAUUAUGAACUUGUAGAUUCAUUCACCGUUUUGAUGGAGAGAAUGGCCCAAGACGCAGCAUUUUCUACAAUGGGUCUGGGUUUUUUAGCGCGUACACCCAGUUAUUAUAAAUCGCUGCGUUUUAUGCGAAAUUUUAUGGAUAAGUUAAUAAAAGAGCGUACGAACAACAAUAAUACGCCUAAAAUUGAAGAAUGGCAGUAUGAUGAGGAAAAAAUGAGCUCCUUUUUAGACAUUGCACUCAAUUAUUGCGAUAAUGGAAAAUUUGACAAGGAAGAUGUCAUCAUGGAAUCCAUAAGCUUGAUUGGCGCGUCAUUCGAGACUGUUGCCACCGCAAUUUAUUCAGGCUUGGUAAUGUUGUCUAUGCAUCCGGAAGUACAAGAAAAACUUUUUCAAGAAAUCCACUCGAUAUGGCCAGAAAAGGAUAUAUACGUUACUUAUGAUCAUCUGAAAGACUUACCCUACUUAGAUAUGGUGAUAGCGGAAACACUACGACUUAUGCCAUCUAUACCAAUUGUCGGACGUCAAACUAUACAUCAAACAAAAUUAACAUCAGAAAUAAUCUUGCCGCCAAAAAUGCAAGUGAUAGUGCCGAUAUUCAGUUUGCAUCGUUCAAAAAAUUGGUGGGGACCAGAAGCACACCUCUUCAAUCCUGAUAAUUUUCUGCCGGAAAAUAUAGUCAAACGAAAUCCAUAUGUGUAUAUGCCGUUUUCAAAAGGCGCCAGAAAUUGCAUUGGCUGGCGUUAUGCAGAGAUCGCAGUAAGGGUUUUGCUUUUAGUGUUUGUUCGAAAUUUCAAAUUCUCAACCUCAUUCAAAUAUGAAGACCUGCACUUCGUCGAUCACAUAAGUUUGUGGUAUGACGUGGAACCAAAUUUAAGAGUAGAAUUGAGAAAUAUAUAACUCAUUUUCUGAUUUUUCGUGGAAAUAGAAAUGUUAAACAUUUAUAAACCAAAAUUUUAAACGAAUAAGUACUUUUUAAUUUCUAUGAAUUUAUUUAUUUAUGUAUAUACACUUUUUACCCAUUUUAAUACCCUUUUCGAAUAAAAAAUGUUACCGGUAUAUGUAAGAUAACAA
Zeugodacus cucurbitae (melon fly) is the source of this 1714-nucleotide messenger RNA. Its product is annotated as probable cytochrome P450 313a4. Gene Ontology annotation, molecular function: iron ion binding; monooxygenase activity; oxidoreductase activity, acting on paired donors, with incorporation or reduction of molecular oxygen. The record is from RefSeq and is a predicted model, not a curated record. Bases 14 to 1540 code for a protein of 508 amino acids. The transcript is spliced from 8 exons. Lineage: Eukaryota; Metazoa; Arthropoda; Insecta; Diptera; Tephritidae.